Poecilia latipinna (sailfin molly) is the source of this 1469-nucleotide messenger RNA. Its product is annotated as zinc finger protein 239-like. NCBI's taxonomy places the organism in Eukaryota, Metazoa, Chordata, Actinopteri, Cyprinodontiformes, Poeciliidae. The record is from RefSeq and is a predicted model, not a curated record. Gene Ontology annotation, biological process: regulation of transcription by RNA polymerase II. The transcript is spliced from 2 exons. Gene Ontology annotation, molecular function: DNA-binding transcription factor activity, RNA polymerase II-specific; RNA polymerase II cis-regulatory region sequence-specific DNA binding. Bases 9 to 1148 code for a protein of 379 amino acids.
UUAUAUUAAUGAUGUCAUCCUUUGUUCCCACAGACCUCCAACAGCCAAGUGUCUCCAAUGAAGAAGAAGCUUCUGCCAUCCUACAAGUCUGGAGCCUGGCAAGUAGGUCCAAUCAGGACCAGAAAGAAGGAGAACAUCAGUGGACUGAAGAGGAACAGAUGGAACCAGAACCUAAAUGGAUUAAAAUAGAAGAGGAGGAACCAGAACCUACACUGUUCAAACAUGAGGAAAUAGAAUAUUCACUAAUGUAUGUAAGAAAAGAGGAGCUAGAUUCUUCAGUGCUUCAACAUGAACAGCAGCCACCAGAAUAUUUACCAACUGGACAGGACCAGAAGGACCUCUGCAGCAGUCAGGAGGGAGAGCAGCUUGUCCAGAAGCAGUUUGUUGCUUUGAUUGAGACUUCUACUCUUCAGGAAGAUGAUAUGAGUGAAGAAGAUACAAGAACAGAGCAGCUUUCCCUUCAUGUCUCUCCAGUGGUUGAGAGCAAAGAUCAGGAAGGAAGCAGCUGCUCUGUGUCAGAGAGUCAGUCUGAUACUGGAAUAAAGAAAAAGCCUUUCAAAUGUGACAUUUGUGGGAGAUGUUAUACACAUCAGUGUAACUUGAAAAUCCAUCACAGAACCCACACUGGUGAGAAACCUUAUUCAUGUCAGUCAUGUGGAAAGAGUUUCUCUCGAAUUAGUAACUUAAAUGUCCACAAGAGAAUUCAUACAGGUGAGAGACCUUUUUCGUGCCAGUCAUGUGGAAAAACGUUCUCUCAAAUUAGCUAUUUAAAUCACCACAGGAGAAUUUAUGCAGGCGAGAAGCCUUUUUCUUGUCAAACAUGUGGGGAAAGAUUCUCUCAGAUUUGUGAUUUAAAUUGUCACAAGAAAAUUCAUAUAGCUGAGAGGCCUUUUUCAUGCAUGUUAUGUGGAAAGAGUUUCUCUCGAAUGGAGGUCUUAAAUCAUCACAAGAGAAUUCAUUCAGAUGAGAGGCCUUUUUCAUGCAAGUCAUGCGGAAAAGGGUUCUUGCGAAUUGGUGAUUUAAAUCGUCACAAGAAAAUUCAUACAGGUGAGAGGCCUUUUUCAUGCCUAUCUUGUGGAAAAAGCUUCUCUCGAAGGGAUAAUUUGAGGAUUCACAUGAAAACUCAUACAGGUCGAAGGCCAUUUUGAAGCCAAACUUGUGGAAAUGUUUUCUCUGAAAUUGACCAUUUAGAUAUACUCAGGAGAACCCACAUGGGUGAGAUGUUUUUCAAAUGAAAUAUGGGGUGAAAAAUGUCUAUCAUUAUGGUAAAUAGAAUUUCCAUGUGAAACAAAUAACAAGUACAUAAGAAUGAUGGAGUUGCAGAGGUCUCCAACUCAAUUGCUCAACAUUUAAUGUCUUGCAGGUUUUAGAUUCAUCCCUGUUCCUGGUGCACCAUGACAAAAAAAAUUAUUUGCCUCCUCUAUUUUUUUGAGUCUGUCUGACCCAUUAAAACUGUAACUGUAAAUCCU